CAGUGCGGUCGUGGCUGCCAAUCGUAUCCUACCAAAAUGGCGGCUAGAACAGGUGACAGGUCGAAAUGGAGACGAAGAAAAUGCUCCAAAAGUCCUACAGAAGACGACAAUGAUUGUGCGAGCCUUGCAUGGCUGUUGAACUUCAGAUUGGACGAUUUCGUGAACAUCAAAGUGCCAGAUGAUGAGCCUGUUGUGAAAGAGCCGAAGGUGGAUAUUCCUGAUACACCGCCCGCGCUGAAGAAACCUCCGUACACAUACCCAGAGCUGAUAGAAAAAGCUUUGCGAGAGAAUGGAGAGUUGACGGUUUCCGCUAUAUAUCAAUGGAUCUCGGACCGCUUCCCCUUCUACAAAGCCAACGAUGAACGCUGGAAGAACUCAGUAAGACACAACUUAUCCAUCAACCCUCACUUUCGGAAGGGUGCCAGAGCUCCACAAGGCGCUGGCCAUCUCUGGUCUUUGGCUGCCAAUGCGAUAGACCUGCUGCCACUUAGGAACCACAUGCUUGAAGAGAAGAAGACUGCUGAUGUUAUCGAAAAGACCAGGAUUUAUGGGUUCCCUAAGGUGAUCGUGUUGGAUGAAGCGGCGAUCGCAGCUGCCAGCAUCAUACCGGACCAAGACUUAUUUACAGGUAGCACAAUGUUCCUAAACCCUGUGUCGACGGAGCAAGUGGUGAGGGAAAGUGGGCUCAUCACGGUGGAUUAGACGAUAACGUUUGUGUCAAUUUAAUAUUAUAAUAAUAUAACACAAGACUCGUUUUGUUGGGUAUCAUGUUGGAACAAAGUAAUUAUGCAUCUUUUCGUCAUCGAUCUACAUGACAGCACUUCUAUCCCCAUCAUAUACAUUGAUAGUUGGCAGGCCACAAAUGUACGUUUCACUCGAAAUUUUCUGCCUCGCACAGCAAAACUGUGGAAUGACCCGAGCUGUGGUAUUUCCGGACCGAUACGAGAUUCAAACCUUUAAAAAAAGAACAUAUUACUUUUAAAAAGGCCGACAACGCAUCUGUAACUCCUCUGGUGUUGCGGGUGACCAUGAGCAGCGCUGAUCAUUUACCGUUAGCCUCUAUAAAAAUUCAUAAAAAAUAUUCUAAAUUGAAAGAAAAAUUAAGAUUGGUUCGCUUGAAAACGUCCUUGACUUUGCCACAGUCGCAAGGUUUUGUAGGUGACUUAGUCAAUGCUGUUAUGUCACCAACAAUUUUAAGUAGCACGUUUGAAAGUUUUUGUUUUGUGGUAAGCUAGAAAGCGUACAUAUUAUACCGUUUAUUAAUUUCUUGUUUAUUUACUAGUGCAUAAUAUGAUGGUGCAGUUUUACUUUGUGGUAUUUCAGAUAUAGGCUAGCUAGCUAAAGUUACGAUAGAACCCAGUCUUUCCUAUAUCUAGCAUAAAUAAAAGACGUGUCUCCAAAUUGUUUUCCUGAUUCAGUUUGCGAUCGCCAUGAUAGAAUCGGUGAACAAUAUUCAGAUACAAUAUGAUACCAACAAGACGAGUCAAAAAAUUGUUAAAUAUAAAUUAGUAAUUAUUAUACAAUGGAAUGCGUUAGAGUAAUUCGGCGAUCUCAUACAGCUAGUGCGUAUCGUAAGGCUAUGUAUUUGAUAGUAAUUGG
Messenger RNA from Spodoptera frugiperda (fall armyworm), 1599 nucleotides. RefSeq names its product forkhead box protein I2-like. The coding region runs from base 37 to 702 and encodes 221 amino acids. The record is from RefSeq and is a predicted model, not a curated record. Gene Ontology annotation, cellular component: nucleus. Gene Ontology annotation, molecular function: DNA-binding transcription factor activity; cis-regulatory region sequence-specific DNA binding. The transcript is spliced from 4 exons. Gene Ontology annotation, biological process: regulation of DNA-templated transcription. Lineage: Eukaryota; Metazoa; Arthropoda; Insecta; Lepidoptera; Noctuidae.